Molecule: messenger RNA, 1461 nt
Organism: Naegleria lovaniensis
Lineage: Eukaryota; Heterolobosea; Eutetramitea; Acrasida; Naegleriidae
Exons: 3
Coding region: 1-1461 (486 amino acids)
Source: RefSeq, a predicted model, not a curated record
AUGGCUGAGGUUCAGUCAGUGAAAACUCGAGUUUUGGGUUUGAAACAAGCCGCUGAUUUGAUGCAAAGUGUUAAUGUUUCCCUUCCAGGCUUCUCUCACCAUGAACUAAAUGCCUUGCAUGCCACUUCCAAUGAUCAAUAUACGGAAUUGGUUCGAUAUGAAAGUACUUUAGCCAUGAAGCUUACCCUCUUACAAAGGUCAAUGGAUUUAAUGUUAGCCAAUUUGACCUCCAUUGGGUUUCCAAACAUUGAGAGGCAAUUAAUUUUUACCAAUCAUGCGGGUACUGCCUUCCUAAUGGCCAACGGAAGUGUUGGAUACAUUGGCUACCGUGAUGCAUCAAAUGGCUUUCAGGGUUCUGAGCCGGGUUACGAUACAUCUCAACGAGUCCUUUCCGAACCUGUCCUUGUGGAUCUAUCUCCUUUGCAAGGUACACCAGUCAUCGGUAUUUUACCAAUAAGUUCCGGUUUUUAUGUAUGGACAGCAAAGAAUGAAUUUUGGGGAUGGGGUUCCAAUCCAGGAAAUGCACAUGGCUAUGGAAAUGGCGUAACUGGACCUGUGUGGGUCAUGAAGAAGGUCGACUUUGGACAAAUAACAGAGGCAGUAACUCCUCAAAAGGUUAAAUGUUACACUCAUAUUCAUUGGUCAGAGAAUGGUGUCAACAUUUAUGAUUAUGGCAAAUGUCUUCUUCUCUCCACAGAAGGUAAUAUGUACCUUUGGGGACGAUAUAGUGCAUGGUGGACUGCCAACAAGGUCUUUCCUUUUCAAGUAACAGUAGGGGGUGUGAAUCACAGAAUUUCAGAUUUUGCAAUGUCUUGGAAAAGAGAUUACAACAACAGGCACACCUAUUGCGCCAUUUCAAUGACUGAUGAAAAGACAUACUGUACAGGAUUUUGUGACAAUGGACAAUGUGGUGAUGGUACACUCAUCAACCGGUGCGACCCUAAUGGCCUCAUUGAUACCAACUGGCAGCCAGUUGCGUCAAACGUAAAGUUUGCAAAGAUUUAUGCUGGUUAUCAAUUUUUCAUGGCCAUCGAUUACGACGGUAAGGUUUAUUCUUGGGGACGUGAUCAAGGCUAUGACAAUUUACAAAGAACUCCAGAUGCUUUGAAUCCCAAUAACAAACCAGGUCUCAUCGAUCCCUCCAAAAAAGGAUUUAUUGCUUCUUCUAUUUGCAUUCAAGAUCAUGGUUGCGGAGGUGUACUCAUUAACGAAAAAGGCGAACCUUAUUUAUUCGGAGGUGUAGGUCAAAGUUCUUAUACGACCUAUUCAGAACCUUACUUGAUGAGCGUGUUUCAAGGUAAAAAGGUUGUCUCUUGUAGUGCAACCCCUUAUGCAGUCCAUUUAAUAUUUUCAGAUAAUACGAUUUAUUCCAUUGGACAAAACGAUCACAAUGAGUUAUACAUGAACUCGGACACCACCUAUGUCAACUUUUUCACCCAAACGAGUUUCCCAAUUUUCUAA